Messenger RNA from Epinephelus lanceolatus (giant grouper), 803 nucleotides. The record is from RefSeq and is a predicted model, not a curated record. NCBI's taxonomy places the organism in Eukaryota, Metazoa, Chordata, Actinopteri, Perciformes, Serranidae.
UGAGUCUCUUUCGCUGCUCCUGGACCCCACGUGUUCCUGGUGGUCAUCAGGCUGGGCAGAUUCACUGAAGAGGAAAAGCAGACGGUGCAAAAGAUUCAAGAAAUCUUCGGCCAGGCUGCAGACAGAUACAGCAUGGUUCUCUUUACUCAUGGUGACCUUCUUGGAGACAUGACUAUUGAGGACUUCUUGGCUGAAAGCCCUGACCUGCAGGAACUCGUGGCCAGAUGUAAUGGCCAGUACCAUGUCUUCAAUAAUAAGACAAAUGAUCGUUCUCAGGUCACUGAGCUGCUCCAGAAGAUCAGAAAUUUAACCCAGAGCAACGGAGGCAGCCACUACACCAACGAGAUGUUCCAAGAGGCCGAGAGGAAAAUCGAAGCUGAGAAACAACGCAUCCUGAGAGAAAAAGAAGAGCAAGAACGUAGAGAAAGAGAGGAAAUAGAGAGGAAGCUACAGAAGCAAUACGAGGAACAGAUGAGGAGAAUUAAUGAACAACUCCAGGCUGAGAGGGAGAGGGAAAGAAUACAGAGAGAGUGGGUGUUGAGGUGGGAGAGGGAGAGGAGGGAGGAGGAGAUGAGAAGGGAGAGAGAGAAAAGAGAAGCAGAAAGGAGGAGAGAGGAAGAGGAGAGAGCGAGGCAGCUUGAAAAUAUGAGGAGACAGUUAGCAGAAGAACGUGAAAGACAGCUGGAGGAGGAAAGAGAGAGGUUGAGACAGCAAGAAGAGCGGCAAGUAGUGCAUGUAUACACUCAGCAAGAUGACUGUACAAUUCUUUGAUUUGGUUUUCAAGUCUUUGUAUUUGUGUGCUC